AAUCUAGUCCUCUUCGGAAAAAAACCUAAAAACCUAAUCCCCAAACCUACCUAAAAAGGCUUUAUCUCCUCUCUUCUUCUUUGUCUUCUUUGCUCUCUCUUUAUUUUAUUUUCUCUCUUCAUUCUUCUUCUUCUUCACAAUGUCUAAUGAAACCAGAGAUCUCUACAACUACCAAUACCCUCCGUCGUUUUCUUUGCACGAAAUGAUGAAUCUGCCUACUUCAAAUCUACCUUCUUAUGGAAACAUCAUCUCAUCGCAAAACAACGGCUUCGAUCCAUCUUCUAACUACUCUUUCACCGAUUGCCUCCAAAGUUCUCCAGCAGCGUAUGAAUCUAUACUUCAGAAAACUUUUGGUCUUUCUCCUUCUUCCUCUGAGGUUUUCAACUCUUCCAUCGAUCAAGAAUCCAACCGAGAUGUUACUAAUGACGUAAUCAAUGGUAGUGGUGCAUGCAACGAGACUACAACUAGGGUAUCUGCAUCUUCUUCCUCUAGUGAGGCUGAUCAUCCCGGCGAAGAUUCCGGUAAGAGCAAUAGAAAACGAGAGUUAGUCGGUGAAGAAGAUCAAAGUUCCAAAAAAGUUGGGAAAACAAAAAAGAACGAGUUGAAGAAACAAAGAGAGCCACGAGUCUCGUUUAUGACUAAAAGUGAAGUUGAUCAUCUUGAAGAUGGUUAUAGAUGGAGAAAAUACGGCCAAAAGGCUGUUAAAAAUAGUCCAUAUCCAAGGAGUUACUAUAGAUGUACAACGCAAAGGUGCAACGUGAAGAAACGAGUGGAGAGAUCUUUCCAAGAUCCAACCGUUGUUAUUACAACUUACGAGGGUCAACACAACCACCCGAUUCCCACUAAUCUCCGGGGAAGUUCUGCCGCGGCUGCUAUGUUCUCGGCAGACCUCAUGACUCCGAGAAGUUUUGCACAUGAUAUGUUUCGGACGGCCGCUUAUGCUAGCGGCGGUCCUGCGGGGGCGGCCUUGGAUUAUGGAUAUGGACAAAAUGGUUAUGGUAAUGUGAAUGCAAACCCUAGUUCACAUCAAGAUCAGUAUCACCAUGGAGGUGAUCAAUAUGAGCUGUUAAGGGAGAUUUUUCCUUCAAUGUUCUUCAAGCAAGAGCCUUGAUGGAUCAUUUUUAAAACUACAUAUAUACACUUAUAUACUACUUAUAUAUAUUGGGAAAGAGAGCGAGAUCGGAGAGAGAUAACAAAACUUAUAUGGAACUUAAGAUCUUAUUUUGUCUCUCUUAUUUGCAUGUGUACAUAUCUUUUCAUGAGAGAAUGAGACAUAAACUUGGGAUUGGAUUUUCAUGUAUCAACCAUAUCUUUCAUGUAUUUGAUGAUGUUGGAUACAUUUUUUUUCGCUUGGACUUUGUAAUUAUAUAUUCCCAUUUUGGGUAGUACUAUUUACGUUAUGAUGAUA
Capsella rubella is the source of this 1408-nucleotide messenger RNA. Its product is annotated as probable WRKY transcription factor 28. Gene Ontology annotation, biological process: regulation of DNA-templated transcription. Gene Ontology annotation, molecular function: DNA-binding transcription factor activity; sequence-specific DNA binding. The coding region runs from base 140 to 1111 and encodes 323 amino acids. The transcript has 3 exons. The record is from RefSeq and is a predicted model, not a curated record. Lineage: Eukaryota; Viridiplantae; Streptophyta; Magnoliopsida; Brassicales; Brassicaceae.